UGCGCUUCAUUUCGUUGUUGUUCUCCAUGAUUUGAAUCUGAAUGAUAUCCUGAUAAUAUGGCGGAACUCGGCAUCAAAAACCCAAUCAAGAGGCGACAGUCUUGGGCUAGUUUUCAUACCCAAGCCAGUCAAGGGUGUUUUCCAUCUAGCACAUGUAACUGGACUACAACCCACGCCGAAUGUUGUUCUGUGUUUUAUUCGGAAGGGGGAGGUAAAGUACCUGACAUGCCCGACUGUCACUGUGACUGUGAGGCUGGUGAUGGAAAAUCAGGAAGCUGUGCCACAGAGAGAUGGUUCUUCAGAGAGCUGGCCAAGAUUCUGUCCAAGAAAGGCCAGUGGGACAAAUUGGAAACGUACAUUACAAACUCUAGUGAGCUUUUUGCAGACCAUCUGUGCGACCUGGAUGUAAACAAUGAUAGUUUGGAGUGCCUUUAUGAAGUGUUUGAACAGGACCAAAGACUUUUGACAGACGAAGAGCAGAGGGUGUUGAGCAGUGUCUUGAGAAAAGUCGAAUUGCUUGGUCCUAUCUUGGCAACAAGUCGAGCCAAAGCCCUAAUCAGUGAAUCAACUAAAGAAUAUGAAAGUCUUGGAAAAGUGGUUACAUUCCUGAAUGUCCUAAAGCAAACCCUUCUUGGAAUUGAUAUCAGUCGACCACCAAACAAAGGGAUGUUUGUGAAUGUGUUUCAGCGGUAUGCAGAUUUAUGUGGUCUGACUUUAAUGCCUGGAUCAUCGUCUGAGCGCACAAUGAAUAUUAUGGGUGCCUGUGUAAAAUCAAGACCAGAUAUGCAGUAUGGAAUGUACUCGGGUGAUAAAUUACUUGUGAUAACCGUUGGUGAGUUUAAACGGUUUGGAAACAUGGUUGAGGAACAAGAUGUACGGAUGCCACGAAGUAACAGAGGCCUACCCCAGAUUAAUGAGGACACUGAUGAAGAUCUUUCUGGACAAUCCUUGUUGAAAAGAUGUAAACUAAGCGACGUUAAAGAGGAAGCUGCAACGGUUACUCUUCCCAGUUUAGAAGAAGAGGCAGGAAGAAGUUCUUCAAAUAUUGACCCCAAUUCAGCUUGUGAACUAGACAGCCAACUCUGUGGGCAGCAUGCGGUUGAACUCUUGCUUGAACUCCCAUUUUCUGCAUUGCAAAAAUUGGGCAACAAAAAUUGUAUGUUUGGACUGAUAGUUCAAGCCACAAAGGUUCGUAUGACAUGCUUGCAUAUGACAGAAAUGCAUCUACAGAAACUCCAGCAAGACACAGCUCAGUCCUUAGAAGAGGAAAAAGCAACAGUGUAUUAUUCCAGACCAUAUGAUUUAUUAAAUCAUCAUGAUCGGAGACAUAUAGAUUACAUCUUAUUGACAUUAUCAUACCUUUCAGAUCAAUGAUUACUGAAAGCUGGAAUUGUUAUGUAUUUAGGGGUGAUACAACCCAGUGCUUCUCUGUAUCUUUUGAGUGAGCAAAUAGCUCACAUGGAUGGCGUUGUGUCAUCCCAUCUUGUCCAUCGUGUGUCACUGCUUGUCCAUCCGUUUGUCAACUAAGGUAGCACCUUCGCUCACUGUCAACAAUCUGGUUUAGUUGUUGGAAGAGAAUUGAGAACAAUCCGGAGUAGAAAGUAUAAAAAGCUAUAUUUCAGUUCACACAUUUGGGUGAUCAGUCCAGAUCUGUUGAGUGCAUGGUUAUGAAAUGUAUGACAACAAAUGUAAUAAUUCCGGAAGAACUCUGAAGAUAUACCAGCAAUGGCCAUUUUGGCCUCUUCAAUGUCAAUUGCAUGGGUGGGAUUACAUAUUAUUUGAAUGAUGAAAACAGUUUGAAUUCUAUCUAAGUAUGCAAAAUUAAGCAGUAAUUAUAUAGAUAAAUGGUCACUACAAUAGAGUCUGUAGAGAUAGAUUGCGCAUGCGCGGGGUUCGGACGCACUUUUAAAAUCGAUCAAGUUUCUGCGAACUAAAACAUUAAAAAACCUAUGAAAAACCUAAAUCUGGAUUCAUCAAACCAUCAGAUCUCCAAGUCAACGAUGUGAAUAAUUUGCUGCAGAAUUUGAAAAGAAAUCGGUCCAGUAUUUUUCACAGUUUGCAUGGAUCAAGUGUCUGACAGCUCUUUCGAGGAUUGUAUUUUCGCGGUUCGCCAUUUUGUUCUUGGUCAUGUUUGUAUACACUAGAAAUGGUGCGGUACGUGCAUAGGAUUGCAUUGCACGAUCUUAGACAUGUAAAGUUCCAAAUAGGAUAGGAUGCUUAUGUUCAAUACCACAUUGGCAGAUCAGUAAAUAGAGAAGCCUUAUAGGAAUUGAGGUAAGGUAGUGACUAUAUAAUCUACUGUAUGCAUGCUGCUUACAAUCGCUCCUGGCUUUUUUGCUGCUGCUUGACUGCUGUUUGGUAAUUAAAUUGUGAUUUGAGCUUCAAAUUUUAUGGUUAGUCAGGCCAAAUGCUGCACUGACUCAGUGACUGUUACUGUUUUUAGUGUUCAUUGCAAAGCUAGAAUAUAAAAUGCCACCAAAGUGCCAAGACUGUAAAGCAACCAAAGGGGUAUCAUAUGCCCAAGGGGACCAAUUUCUAUGCAAAGCAUGUACUGCAAUACGGUUCCCUACCAUGGCCAGUGCCAGUGGUGGUAUACAAGGUCAGCGUAGAGGAUCAAGAUCUUCCAUUCACCUACAAGAUAAGGAAAGCUCAAAAUCUGGCAAUGAUGAAUCUGUAAUUGAAAGUGAACACGUAAACUGUGGCUCUUGUAAGAACAAAGUGGAAGAAGAGCAAGAUGCACUUCAGUGUGAACUGUGUGAAUUUUGGCACCAUGCCAUUUGUGAAAAUGUAUCUGUAGAGAAUUAUGCCUUUCUAAAGAAAAACUCAAAUGAGGAAAGUAGUAUUCACUGGUACUGUCAUAAAUGCAAUAAAUCAGCCGGUAAACUUCUCCAGGCUUACUCUAAACUAGAAAAGAGACAAAGUGUGUUAGAACACAGCCUCACUAUCAUUCGAGAACAAGUAAAUGAAAUACCUCAUAAAAUUAAAGAUGAAGUUAAACUACAGAUAGCGGAAAUGCCAAGUAGUUCAACCUUUGACAAAGAUGCACAAGAUGCACUGGUUUCCAAAAGUGCACGUGAGAUUCAACUCCGAAGCCAGAGAGAGGACAGUAUAGUGGUAUUUAACGUCCCGGAGAGCGAGCAGGAGGAGACUGAACUCAGAAUUGAAGAAGACCGAGAGAAGUUCAAACAAAUCUGUGAUGCCAUUGAUCAAAACGAGGUAACAUUUGGUAAAAUCAGGAGAACUGGCAGAAAAACCGAAGACUAUCCAAAGAAAAUGAUAGUAGAAAUAAAGGACAGUAAGGCAAAAAACCGUAUACUCCG
This is a messenger RNA of Lineus longissimus, 3320 nucleotides long. RefSeq lists its product as uncharacterized. NCBI's taxonomy places the organism in Eukaryota, Metazoa, Nemertea, Pilidiophora, Heteronemertea, Lineidae. The record is from RefSeq and is a predicted model, not a curated record. The transcript has 5 exons. Bases 58 to 1374 code for a protein of 438 amino acids.